CUACAAAACCCACCCAUUUGCAUUAUGUAUAGCACACCCUCCCCUUCUUCUCUUCUCUAACCUCCCUACAAUCAUUUUUCUUCUUCCUUCAUAAACACACCUUUGUUUUCUCUCAAUUUUCUUACCAAACACUUUCAUAAAUUUGCGUUAUUCUCCUCUGUUUCCUCAGGUUUCCAUUCCAAAGUUUGCUGCUUUAAUGGCUGCUGACCGGUCCUCGGGGACUCUGAUUGGAGCAGGUGAACGGCGAGGGGGGCUUUACUAUUUCCGGACGGUGGCCGUGGUGAAUGCUGCAAGUGUUGUUGACAUAUGUACCUUUGACCUAUGGCAUCAAAGGUUAGGUCAUCCCUCGGAACGCGUAGUGAAGCUGCUUCCUGCUAUCCGUUCUAGUCAUGAUAAGAAGAAAUUGAAUAACGUUUGUGAGUCCAAAGUACCGAAGUUUGGUGCCUGGGAGGGUGGAGAAAACUACACAGUUUACUUUGACAAUGCACGGAAGAAGAAGACUAAUGGACAGAUGAUCAACCCGAAUGAUCCUGAAGAAAACCCAGAAAUGUUUCAACAAAAUGGAGGCCCAGCUCAGGCUCUUAGAGCAGAUCCAAAGGGACAGCAAGCAAAAGUCCCCCAAUUUGGUGCCUGGGAAAAUGGAGAGAAUGUUGGGUACACUGCUUAUUUUGAGAAUAAACGAAAAGGCAAAAAUGGUGAGCCCACAGCAUCACAGAACGAGCCCAAGAUGAACCGAGAUAUGCAGCCUCGUAAGGAUCCUCCAGCUCAGGCUCGUCCUGCACCAGCUAAACCAGAACCACAACAAGAAGCACGGUCAAAGGUCCCACAGUUUGGGGCUUGGGAGGGUGCAGGUGAAGCUGGUUACACACAAAGUUUUGAGAAUGUCAGGAAAAAUAAGAAUGGGCGCACUGUCACACCAGAACCUUCUGAUGCACCUCAAUUGAACCGGGAUGUUAACGAUCCUACAACUAAAGAGGGCCGUCCAAAGGUGCCUCAGUUUGGGGCUUGGGAAGAAGGAGAAAAUGGUGGUGUAUACACAGCUUAUUUUGAAAAUGCUCGUAAAAAUAAGAACGCGGGGCCUGUUCUAGACCCAGUUGAUCCCCAGCUCAACCGAGAUGUUAACAAUAGAGCUCAGCCUCCUUCUGCUGCUGGAACCAAAAAUAAGGUAGAUGAUCAUCAGUUGAGAAAUGCCAGUAGAGGAUCGGCUUCUUCUGUGGCAGUAUCCGACAGUUCUUCAAGAUAUGGAAAACAAAAUCCUGGGGGUCACUCACCUAUUCAUCAGAAAGCAGGGAAGCUUCAGCAAAGACCUCCAGCUAAUCGAGGAAGUCAAACUCCUGAGAGAGGAGCAGCAAUACCAGCAUGGGGGGUCUGGAACACUGAUCCUCAGCAAGCUGAGGGUUUUACGGGUGCUUUCACGAGGGCUAAAGAGGAGAGGAACACACCCCUCAACCCGAAUGUUCCACCACGCUAUCAGCAGCAAUCUGAAGAGGCUGGAAAGAAGGGGUGUUGCUUUGGUUGGUUUUGAUAAUGAACGCGCACUCUUGUUUCCUGAUCAAAUUAUACGACGAAAGACGGAGGUGUGGAUAGUUUUGGGUUGCUUUAUGACUUAUGAGCUACAAAUAGGCUCUCUUCUUGUCAAAGAGCAGAAAAGGAGUUCGAAGAGCAGGAAUUAUUUUCUCAUAAUGGGUGUUUCUAUAAUCUAUGUGUGUAUUUCUUUUAUUUAUUUUUGGAUAGGGUAGGGGGGAGGGGGGGAAGUAUAUAGUGUAAUUGUAACUAAAUUAUAUUCUUCUUGUUCAUGAAUUAAUCUUUUGGAGUACGUUAAGUCAUUACUUAAAAUUGUUGACAAAUAAUGUUUCAGACUUCUCUUUGUAACUAGCUUAUUUUCACAUAAAUUUGGAGCAAACUUAUUCAGGCUUAAGAAAAAGCAUAUUUUUCGUGGUCUCUGACUUUCCAA
Beta vulgaris subsp. vulgaris (sugar beet) is the source of this 1954-nucleotide messenger RNA. RefSeq names its product RPM1-interacting protein 4. The record is from RefSeq and is a predicted model, not a curated record. NCBI's taxonomy places the organism in Eukaryota, Viridiplantae, Streptophyta, Magnoliopsida, Caryophyllales, Amaranthaceae. The transcript is spliced from 5 exons. Bases 197 to 1525 code for a protein of 442 amino acids.